Messenger RNA from Plasmodium vinckei vinckei, 2895 nucleotides. Its product is annotated as C-mannosyltransferase, putative. Gene Ontology annotation, molecular function: mannosyltransferase activity. The coding region runs from base 1 to 2895 and encodes 964 amino acids. The record is from RefSeq and is a predicted model, not a curated record. NCBI's taxonomy places the organism in Eukaryota, Apicomplexa, Aconoidasida, Haemosporida, Plasmodiidae. The transcript has 7 exons. Gene Ontology annotation, cellular component: nuclear inner membrane.
AUGAAUUGUGUAGAAAUUAUGACGAGCAAAAAGUAUCACUAUACUCAGAGAAAUGACGAUAGAAGUGAAUAUCCUAAUCGAAUAAAUGCAUUACAACGUUUUAAUAUUUAUCCAGAAAUCGUACUCGGAACAAUAUGGCGUCUGCUAAAAUUAGAAACACUUUUUGCAACUCCAUACAACUUUUAUGUUUAUGCAGGUAUAAAUAAAAAAAAUUCAAAAGAUGUUUUUUAUAAUGAGACUAGUUGGAUUUUCUUUGAGAGAAAAUUUUGCUUCUGUUUAUAUGUGGGGGAUUAUUUUACAUAUAUAUAUUAUUCUCAGAGAAAAGAAGGUAAGAAAGGAUAUGAUACCUUAUCUGUUUUAUAUCGAUAUAUUUUAUUUGACAUACCAUUCCUUUAUUUUUUUCCUCUUCAACAGAUAUCAGCUUUAAACUAUGUGCCCCUACUUUUUUAUGGCUUUUUUUUUUUAAUAACAUGGCAAUUUUCUGUUUUCAUUUUGCUAACCAAUAUUGUUAGUCUUUUUAUAGUUUAUUUAUUGGGAUAUGAAAUAAAAAAAGAAUUUGAAAACAUAUUAAUUGUUUUUGGCUUGUCUUAUAUAUUAUCUUUAGUAGUUACUUUAUUUCCAAGAUAUAUGUUAUAUACAUAUUUCCCAUAUGUCCUUGUUUCAAUUCUAGUAACAAUCAUAUAUAGUGAUAUUAUAAACACAGAAAAUAAUAUAGCAUUUAAAGAUCAAAAAUUAAAGCCAAUUAAAAAUAAAGAAACUAACAAAAAAGAUAAAUCCUUAAUUAGUAUGUCAAUGAACAUUUUUAAAAAUAAUUCAAACACAAAUAUGACUAACAAAAUAGUAGAAGGGAUGAAUGAAAUUCAAAAUAAUUUAUUUAAAAAAGACAAAAUAAAAAUAGAUGAAAAUAAUAUAACCAACUUUAAUAUAUUAAAAAAAAUUAAAUUUAUGUUAAAAAAUGGAUUUAUAUCAGUAUUUAUAUUUCUAUUUUUACGUAUACUUAUAAUAAACAAAACAAAAGAUGAUUCACAUGUUCUUUCAUUAUUAAAAGUCAGAUUAAAUAUAGGAAACCAUAAUUUUGAUACAAUGAUAUAUAGUGGAGGAGGAGAGUUUAAACCAUUUUCAAAAAAUAUGUUUAAUAUGAUAAAAGAAACAGCUUUAUUUGAUUAUUCUAUUAUAUUUGUAAUUAUAUAUAGUUUUUAUAUAAUCAUAUAUUUAAAAUCGAAAUAUAUAAAAAAAGACACAAUAAAAUUUAAUGAAUUUAUUACACCAAAUUUUAUUUUUUUAUUAAUACAAGCUAUAUUUUUUAUAUUCCUUAUGUUAAUAAUAGCUAGACUUCGUGUCUUAGCAUUGCCUCUUUUAUGUGUCAUUUCAUCUUUGGUUGGAUCCCCUACUUUUUUAAAUAAUAUAAUUUUUAUUAUUGCUAGUCCUUCUUUUCCUUUAGUCAGAAAACUGAGAAAAGCGGCAAAAAUCAUGAUACAUAUAAUUUGCAUCUAUGAAUGGAUAUAUCCAUUUAUGAAAUAUUUUCCGAAAUAUGAAUACAUAAAUAUUAUAAGAAACGAACCAUCAAAUUUGCAAAAUAAUUUAGAUUUAAUUAGUUGGUUGAAAAUAAAUAUAAAAGAGGGGGAACCAAUAUUAGCUGAUAUACCUACAUCGAGUUUUUUAAGAUCAACAACCAAUUUUAAAAUGAUUUUACAUCCACAAUAUGAAGAUGUAGGAUUACGAAAACGGGUUCAAGAUUAUUACAUGCUAGCUAGUUGUAUACCUUUUGUUGAUGCAAAAAAAUAUUAUUAUGAAAAAUAUAAAAUUCGUUAUAUUAUUAGUAAUAUUUAUAGAUGUGCAUCUAUAAAUGGGGGAAUGGGCCCAUUUAAUUUAGCGGAUCAAAUAGAUUCUAAUUAUUCUAGAUGCACAAAUAAAAAAAAUAUCCGAUUUUGCCAAAAAGUAAUAUAUGAUGAUACCAAUUAUAAAACUUUAUAUAGAAAUGGAAAAUAUAGUGUUAUAAAAUUUACUUCAAAAGUUAUUGAAGAUAAUGAACCGUAUCAACCAAUUGAAGAAUCAAAAUAUGCUGACAUCUCAUAUUUUAUGCCAUGGAUAUCUAGAUGUAUAAAAACAGAUAAUAAAUGUGCAAUUCAUAUAGCUGAAGUUGCAAGAACGAAUUUAGAUAUAUUACAAAAUUAUAAAAUAGCAUCCCUUUUAUAUAAUUAUAUAGAAAACAAAAUUUUUAACCAUCCUAAAACCAAUGACACCAAUGAUGACAAACUGGAAGAUGAAAUAAAAUGGGAUAAAGAUAUUCUCACAAUAUUUCAUUUAGCUGAAUAUUAUGAUUAUGAUAUGAAAAAUAUAAAUAAAGCAAAUAUGUUAUAUAAAAAAGCAACCGAUUUAAUAAUACCAAAUGAUAUACAACAUAAUCAGGAUAUAUCCCUGACAACUGGUCAUAUGAUAGGUAGGACUCCUAUGAUUCCUUUAACUAGCCAAAUACACAUACUUUCAUCGUAUAUAUACUUUUUACGAGAUACAAAAAUAUUUAAAAGUAAAAAUGAAUUAUUUAUUCUUUAUAAUAAAAUCGAUAAACUUAUAAAAGUUGUUACAUUUUCAUUAGAUAAUGGAUAUUAUUAUGAAAAUAUAAAAUCAAAUGAAUCAGAUAAAACGGAACAAAUAACUAAAAUAAUAUUUUAUAAAAAAAAUUUAGGACAUAUUUUAAACGACUUGUGUGAACAUGCAAUUCAUAUAUACACUAUUAAACAUGAAUAUACAGAAUAUCAAUCUAUUUAUAAAAAUAUAUGGAACUUAGUUAAAAAAGUUUCAUAUCUAGAUGAAUGUGUUUUGAAAAAUUUUCAUAUACUUGAAAAUAGAAAAUUAAAUCAAAUUGAUUAUUUCAAAUUUUUUUACAUCUAUUAG